CUGUAAUGUAGGGUUCGCGCGUUACGAGUUAGCAUUCUGCAUUCUCUGCCCGUAGGAUAUUGGAAAACUGCGAGUGACCGCCGGUGUGGUGCUGUAAUUCCCUUCGUAACGGAUAAAUGAAGUUAACGCUUUCAUCCAUCUACAAUGGAAUCGUUAAUCCGAAAUGAUAUGUGAUUGAGUCCUGACUGUAUCGGACGACACGAGCCUUCAUCAACAAAUAUGGCUGUCAUCUUGUUUGUAUCUUGGUUACCGGUGCUGCUCGUCCUAGCGACGGCUGCGGUUGAACAUGGAGGACACGCGCAAGUUGUUAGCUCGCGUGUUUCGGACAGAGAAAGCCUUAUUCCUCACCACGGUCGCUGCGAGCCCAUUACCAUCCCGCUUUGCAAAGAUAUCCCUUACAAUGAAACCAUCAUGCCUAAUCUUCUGAACCAUCAAAAACAAGAAGAUGCCGGAUUGGAAGUCCAUCAGUUCUUUCCACUCGUCAAAGUACAGUGCAGCCCAGACCUGCAGUUUUUUCUUUGUACCAUGUACGCCCCAGUGUGUACCAUCAUUGAAAAAGCAAUACCACCUUGCAGGUCUUUGUGCAUGAAAGCCAGAGAAGGGUGUGAACGUUUAAUGAACAAUUUCGGAUUCCAGUGGCCGAAAAGUUUGGACUGUGACAAAUUCCCCGAGGCGGGGGAAGACACCCUUUGUGUGGGUGAAAACAAUACAGAUCGAACACCACAUCCUUCCCCGGGAUCGGGGAACUAUCCUUUAACACCGAUUCGAAACAACACUAUUACCAAAGGGCGUAAGUUUAUUUGUCCCGAAGAAUUCAAAGUUCCUACUGGUUUGGGAUAUGUUUUCCAAGUUGGUGAAGCUGAAGAAAAAGAUUGUGGUGCACCCUGUGAUGGCAUGUUUUUCUCCCCUCAAGAGAAAAAGUUUGCACGUACGUGGAUAGGUAUUUGGGCUAUUUUGUGCAUGUGUUCUACCUUGUUUACUGUUCUAACGUUUCUUGUGGAUAGGCAUAGAUUUAGAUAUCCUGAACGACCUAUUAUAUUCCUUUCUGUUUGUUAUUUCAUGGUGGCUGCUGUAUAUGUUGCUGGUUUUGUGAUGGAUGAAAAAGUUUCUUGUAAUGAUCCUUUCCCUUCUCCAAAUAACCGCACAAACAUCAAAAUGGUACGAACUAUUACUCAAGGAAAUGACAAAAAAUGGUGCACCAUCUUCUUCAUGAUUCUGUACUUUUUCAGCAUGGCUAGUUCAAUCUGGUGGGUGAUAUUGACCUUAACCUGGUUUUUGAGUGCAGGUCUGAAGUGGGGACAUGAAGCCAUUGAAAAUAAUUCUCAAUACUUCCACCUGGCAGCCUGGACUGUCCCUGCCAUAAAGACAAUAGCUAUUCUUGCUUUACGUAAAGUUGAAGGCGAUGUCUUGAGUGGGAUCUGUUUUGUUGGCAUCUGGAAUAAAAGCUCAUUGUAUGCUUUUGUUCUUAUUCCACUAAGUGUUUAUUUAGCUUUAGGAACAUUUUUUCUACUGGCAGGUUUUGUUUCUCUCUGCCACAUCAGAACAAUCAUGAAGCAUGAUGGAACCCGCACUGACAAACUUGAAAAAUUAAUGUUCCGUAUUGGUGUAUUCUCUGUUCUGUACACUGUACCUGCAGUGAUAGUCAUUGCUUGUUAUGUAUAUGAAACAUACUUCUAUGAUUCGUGGAUGUUAACAUGGCAAAAGGAAAAAUGCAGUCGUCCCAUGUAUAGCAUACCUUGCCCAGAUGUUCCCAAAGACUACAAUUAUUGGCCUAAACCAGACUUUCCAGCAUUCAUGAUUAAAUAUCUCAUGAUGCUUAUGGUUGGCAUUACCUCUGGAGUUUGGAUAUGGUCUGGAAAGACCUUCACAUCUUGGAAAAAUGUAUAUCUUGGGUUAUGUCGAAGACUACAUCGCAAUGAAGCGUAUGUGUGAUAUAUGCUUAGUGCCAUAAUUAUGUGUAUCGUGAAACAUGUAUAUAUUGAUUGUAAAAUGUUUUGUUAAAUGUGGUAUAGAUGUAAUUAUAUUCAUGCAGCUUUUGAAUAUAGACUGAAUUUAUCAUUUUUUUUUUCUUUGUCACUUCAUCAGACUGCAAGAAGUAAGUUCCUUUUAGUUUUUAAUCAUAAAUGCAUGUAUGUUGUCUAAUAUUUCAUGCAUGUAAGCUAUAUGAAAUAUAAAAAUUUAUGUUUAUUUUAUAGAGUUAUAAUACCUCAUGUACGAGACAUAGCUAUCAUCACCUAUUCUAUCAUAAAUCUUUUUUGAAUUCAUCUAUGUGGUGACAUGAAGUUAGUUACCCAUGUUGUACUAUAAAAUAUUUUAGUCAUGUUUUGUUUCAUUUGUGAAUUUUUAGGCUUAUAAUAAAUCAUUUAUCAAAUUUUAUUUAGAAAAUUUUGCAUUCAUUAUGCUAAUGUGUAUAAAUGUAUGCCAAAUUACUCUUGCAUUUAUAUAAUAGUCAGUGUUAUCAAUUUCAGUAUACAUUUGAUGGAAGUAUUGCUGAAGCAUUGCUCUUAGCAAUUUUGUAUUGUUAAAAAUUUAUCUUUAUCUCAGCAUAAUUGAAAAGGUAAUUAAAAUAUUGAAAUGUUUUUUCUCAUUUUUAAGUACUUGGCUUUUUUUUUUUUUUUAAUUUUUUUGCAUUUUAUAAUGCAAAAGCAAAUGAUUUUUAUGGCUCUGUACUCUGAUGCUUUAGUUGUUCUGCUUAAAAAAUAUGAUUAUUUUUGAUUGAAAAAAAUUAAUAUUAUUAGCUAAAGUUAGCAUAUAGUGUUCCUUAAAAAAUUAUUAUAUUUAAGGAUUUUAUUUAUAUAAUU
Argiope bruennichi is the source of this 2801-nucleotide messenger RNA. RefSeq names its product frizzled-7-B-like. The transcript has a single exon. Bases 220 to 1932 code for a protein of 570 amino acids. Gene Ontology annotation, molecular function: Wnt-protein binding; Wnt receptor activity. Gene Ontology annotation, biological process: canonical Wnt signaling pathway; non-canonical Wnt signaling pathway. The record is from RefSeq and is a predicted model, not a curated record. Lineage: Eukaryota; Metazoa; Arthropoda; Arachnida; Araneae; Araneidae. Gene Ontology annotation, cellular component: plasma membrane.